UCUUUCGCUAAGAGAGGUAUAGUCCUCUGAUUAAUUCGCAGGGCUUCUAUCGUCCCAAGGACCUAAAGAGUAGAGGUCACGGGUAAAACGUCGUUAACAACGGCGCGAGACGAGAACCUAAGGGGAUGGCUAAACAUCAUCCAGAUUUAAUCUUCUGCCGCAAACAGGCUGGAGUAGCUAUUGGGAGACUAUGUGAAAAAUGCGAUGGCAAAUGUGUUAUCUGCGACUCUUAUGUACGGCCUUGUACACUGGUACGCAUUUGUGAUGAGUGCAACUAUGGCUCUUACCAAGGACGUUGUGUGAUAUGUGGGGGUCCUGGAGUCUCUGAUGCUUAUUACUGCAAGGAAUGUACUAUUCAAGAAAAAGAUCGAGAUGGCUGUCCCAAGAUUGUCAACUUGGGUAGUUCAAAAACAGAUCUCUUUUAUGAGCGAAAGAAAUAUGGCUUCAAGAAAAGAUGAUCCCAUCUCCACCAUGGAAGUACUUCUAAAAAAUUUUGGACUUCAUUUUUAUAGGAAAGCAAUUAAAUGUAUUUUGUUUCAAUUCUAAUAAUUUGACGGAAAAAUAUUGCCUACUAAAAAUAUUGUCAUUUUUCACUGAAAACAAAUAUUGAGUUGAAUAUUAUAAUUAGAAUCACUAAGUAAGUAAAUUGAAAUUAAGACUAUGGAUCUUGAUAGACAUAGACCUUUUUUUCUGACAGAAUUCUUUCACUGUAUAUUAGGUCAAACCCAAGGUUUUCUCAAGAAUUUGACUACCUGUUCUUUCAAUGUUAUGGUGGAUUAUGCCCCAAUAAAGUUUUAUAGUAGUCUUCUAAUGGAAACUCUCAGAUCUACACUUCUUGAUCUUGGGUUGGGUGUGUGUGACUUACUAGUUUGUUAGUUAUCAGGGAGAUAAAUUCAGGCAUAAAUUGGUAGUAGUAGCUUAACAUCCAUAGCAACAAAGGGCUAUAAACAGUAAUCUAGAAUUGCUCAGUGACUCAAGCAGCAUACAAGCUGAAUAAAUGAAUAAGGUAUUUCCCUAACUUGUGUUUCUAACAUCAGUACAAUAUGGUUAUACCAUAAAGCAAUAUUUUUUCUAAGAAAGCCUAUUUGCCCUUUGAGACAUACUCAGAUUAUUAACUUGCUUACUGUUUGGCAAUGGGGAAAUAAUAUAGUACCUGAAAUUCCUGAUGCAAACCAUGAGAAGCGGGAUUUAAAAAGUUGUAUGUGCAUCUUUUUAUUGUACAAUAGCCGUCCUGUUUACAAAAUCAUCCACAGAUCCAAAAUGUCAUCUCUGAUUAUCAGCUACCAAAUCACAGCCAAAUUUUGCAUAUGUUGUAGUCCAUUUAGAAAAAAGAAUAUGGUAAUUAUAGAGACUUUAAACACAAGGUAAUAAAACACAUAUCCACAAAUCAGGUUUAGGAAAGGAAAUAACCUCACAUCCUCCUAAUCCUUCUCUCAGGCAUUUUUAAGGUUUUUAGAAAGACAUAAUUUUCAAAUGAUUUUAUUCACUUCCAAUGUAUUUAAUGACUUAAAGCAUAUAAACUCAUAGUGCAGACUUGUUACUCAAAUGAUGUUUUGGAAUAGGACAUAACCAUGUGAUUUGCUUAACAACCACAUGAUUAGGCUGUAAUGUAACAGUGAAUCAGUUCACUGUAUUUCAGCCUCCCUCAAAACAAAACAAAUAUUUUAAGGUAACUGUACAGGCAAUAGUAAAGACAGUAUUAGGGAUUGGAGAUCAUAAAUUAUUUUAAAUAAUCUUUUGGUUAUAAGCAAAUUGCAACCAAUUUGGUAUUUUUAACAAAAUUCUAGGAAAAAGUUUAUCAUUAUAAUUGGAUAUCAUUUUAUUCGUAGGAUUAUAAAUGGAGGAACGUGUACUCUCCAGGGGUGUAUCUUCUUUACAGAGGGUAAAUUUUAUCAUUAUCACAAUAUUCCCUAAUGGACUGUUUUAUUUCAGUCCAAAUGAGUGAAUAAUUAUCAGUAAUCUCUGUGAUACAACAUAAAAGCAAGAAUACAACACAAAGUAAGCCAAAGUCAUUUCUACCCUAUACAACCUGAACCAUGAUAUCUUAAGCCCAUUUUUAUCUGUUAACUCCCUCUCCUUCCCCUGCCUUCCAUUUAUAUGUUUACCUUCAUUCCUUUUUAUGGUCACAUUAGAAUAUAAUAAUUUUGUGGAUUAGCUGUGAAAUAGAUGACUUAUUCUAAAAAAAAUUGUAUUUCUCUUGCAUGUAUUUUGUGAUCAUGCAAUGAAUAGAAAUACAUAAAAAUAUUAAACAAGCACCAGUUAUCAGACUGUGUGGAAAUUUUGGAACUCUCAUUCAUCACUUUAUGCACCCAGAGUACCUUUAGAAAUAGCCCUAGUUUCUUUGGGCUUUAAAUCAGGCAAAUGAUAAGAUUCUUUUUUUAAAAAGUAGAGGUAUUUAGAAACUAUUGUCAUCUCAUCAUGAACUAAUACCUAAAAAUUCUGCAGCAGGCUUAGACAGCUAGAAUACAGUGCAAUGAGAUUAGGUAUUAGGUAGUAUAAAACAUACAUUUUCUUUGUAGGGCUUUAGUCAUAAUUUGAAAGGAAGUACCAAAUGGAACCUGUUAAAAUAUGUGGAAAGAGAAAGAAGUGAUCUGUAGAAAACAGUCUUGUCAGGUGUCUGCUAUAAUUAAUGGGUGUUUGCAAAACAACAAUUUGCUUUUUCUGCAAUUCUCAUUCAUUGUAAUGGGAAUAUGCAAGAUGUAUUUUGUAUACAUUGGGUUCUCUUCUCAAUAUAUGCUUGUACAUAUAGUGGUUCUAUAUAAAAGUGUGUACAACUGCCUGAAAAUUGCAGUAUUUGUCCAAACCAGGAUGGAAUCAUAACUAUUAAGCUGGGGCUAGAUCAUGAGAGCAGACAUGAAAAGACCUAUUAAUAAUUAUCUGAAUCACUUAAUCAUGUGUCUAAUCUUUCUGAAUACUGUAUAUAAUGGUUAUAUGGUUAGCUUAAAUUCAGAUGCCUUGUCUCACUUGUUUCUGAAAUCUUGCCCCACAAAGCAUUUCAGAACAACAAUUGUCUAAUCAAUUAAAUCUUUCUAACAAGGAAGACAUGAAGCACUGAAUCACCUGAACUAGAUGAACAUAAAACCUAAUGUACUGAUUGGAAUAAUUUCUUGUCCUAGUGAUAACAACUGGUGCUUCUUCUGUUACAAUUAGCCAUACUUCCAUAGGACUACAAAUGUCUAAAUUGCAAGAUCUUCUGCAAUUAAAAACAUACUUCUGUUAUGUUGUAUUUUGCAUCUCAAAGUGACUUAAUGUGCUUCUUGGCACCUUUCAUUUGACAGACAGGAAAAAACUCAUUUCCUUUGGGUUUAAAUGUCAGCUGAUGAGAAGAAUGAUGGAUGAUGAAUGAGUGUUAAUUACAGCUAAUUAUAGACUGACUAAUCUUUCCUGGUAUUAAAACUACUAUGAUG
Molecule: messenger RNA, 3407 nt
Organism: Protobothrops mucrosquamatus (brown spotted pit viper)
Lineage: Eukaryota; Metazoa; Chordata; Lepidosauria; Squamata; Viperidae
Gene: PHF5A
Product: PHD finger protein 5A
Exons: 4
Coding region: 126-458 (110 amino acids)
Biological process (GO): mRNA splicing, via spliceosome
Cellular component (GO): precatalytic spliceosome; catalytic step 2 spliceosome; U2 snRNP
Source: RefSeq, a predicted model, not a curated record